AAUUCAGUUUGUGAUUUUUCUUUUCCGGAAAACGCUCUACAAAAGUACGAGCUCUCUUAAAGAAUCUGAAAUGUCAAGAAGGAAUGCGACAAAUUUUGUGGAUAACAACACGCUGACUAGUUCAGGGAUCUCAGGAUCUGGUUCACUGUCACCACCAAUAACAUCUCGUCCAGCGUCAGGACAAGCGUCACCACUCUCAUCCAAUGGAUCUUUAUCACCUCCUGUCGAUGAUCAAGGUUCUGUGUCUUACAAUUCUGACUCGCCACGUGACUUGAGCCCUCUUCUUUUAUCGGAAUUGGCCUGUCUCAACAUGCGCGAGGUGGUUGCCAGACCAGGACUUGGAACUAUCGGACGAAAGAUUCCAGUGAAAUCUAACUUCUUUGCCGUCGACCUGAAGAAUCCGAAAAUGGUUGUAGUUCAGUAUCACGUUGAAGUUCAUCAUCCAGGAUGUAGAAAAUUGGACAAAGACGAAAUGCGUAUCAUUUUUUGGAAAGCUGUGUCAGAUCAUCCUAACAUCUUCCACAAUAAGUUUGCAUUGGCAUAUGAUGGAGCUCACCAGCUAUAUACUGUCGCUCGUCUCGAAUUCCCGGAUGAUCAAGGAUCUGUUCGUCUUGACUGUGAAGCUACUCUUCCGAAGGAUAACCGUGAUCGUACUCGAUGUGCAAUUUCGAUUCAGAAUGUUGGGCCUGUUUUGCUUGAGAUGCAACGUACUCGUACCAAUAAUUUGGAUGAGCGUGUCCUCACUCCGAUCCAGAUUUUGGAUAUUAUUUGCCGCCAAUCAUUGACCUGUCCACUUCUCAAGAAUUCUGCCAAUUUCUACACCUGGAAAUCGUCUUGCUACCGUAUUCCAACGGCUGCCGGACAAGCUCUUGAUUUGGAAGGAGGAAAAGAAAUGUGGACUGGUUUCUUCUCAAGUGCCCACAUUGCGAGCAACUACCGUCCUCUUCUGAACAUUGAUGUGGCACAUACGGCAUUCUACAAGACACGUAUUACUGUUCUUCAGUUUAUGUGUGACGUUUUGAAUGAAAGAACAUCAAAGCCGAAUCGCAACAAUCCACGUGGACCGGGAGCACCGGGAGGAUAUCGUGGUGGACGAGGUGGUGCAAGAGGAGGCAGCUACCAGAACUUUGGUAAUCGUGGACCGCCUGGAGCUAACGUUCGUGACGACUUUGGUGGAAAUGGUCUUACUUUCACAAUGGAUACGUUGAGCCGUGAUACCCAAUUGUCGAGCUUUGAGACUCGUAUCUUUGGAGAUUCGAUUCGUGGAAUGAAGAUUCGUGCCACUCAUCGCCCAAAUGCAAUUCGUGUCUACAAAGUGAACAGUCUUCAAUUGCCAGCUGACAAGUUGAUGUUCCAAGGAAUCGAUGAGGAAGGACGACAAGUUGUGUGCUCGGUUGCUGACUACUUCUCCGAGAAGUACGGACCACUCAAGUAUCCAAAACUUCCAUGUCUCCAUGUCGGACCACCCACUCGUAACAUCUUCCUGCCAAUGGAACAUUGUUUGAUUGAUUCUCCUCAAAAGUACAACAAAAAGAUGACUGAAAAACAGACCAGUGCCAUCAUCAAGGCUGCAGCUGUUGACGCUACUCAACGGGAAGAUCGGAUCAAGCAAUUGGCUGCUCAAGCAUCGUUUGGUACUGAUCCUUUCCUCAAAGAAUUCGGAGUAGCAGUCUCUUCUCAAAUGAUUGAAACAAGUGCUCGUGUCAUCCAGCCACCACCAAUCAUGUUCGGAGGAAAUAAUCGUUCAAUUAAUCCAGUGGUGUUCCCGAAGGACGGAUCAUGGUCUAUGGAUCAUCAGACACUUUACAUGCCUGCCACUUGUCGCAGUUACUCAAUGAUUGCUCUUGUGGAUCCACGUGAUCAGACAUCGCUCCAGACAUUCUGCCAAUCUUUAACAAUGAAGGCUACCGCAAUGGGAAUGAAUUUCCCGCGUUGGCCGGAUCUGGUGAAGUACGGUAGAUCAAAGGAAGAUGUUUGCACUCUCUUCACUGAGAUUGCUGAUGAAUAUCGUGUGACUAAUACAGUUUGUGAUUGCAUCAUUGUAGUUCUCCAGUCCAAAAACUCGGACAUCUACAUGACUGUGAAGGAACAAUCUGACAUUGUUCACGGAAUUAUGUCCCAAUGCGUGCUCAUGAAGAAUGUGAGCCGUCCAACUCCAGCGACUUGUGCCAACAUUAUUCUCAAGCUCAACAUGAAAAUGGGAGGAAUCAAUAGUCGUAUUGUUGCUGAUCAAAUCACUAACAAAUAUCUUGUUGAUCAACCGACCAUGGUUGUUGGAAUUGACGUUACUCAUCCAACUCAAGCUGAAAUGCGUAUGAAUAUGCCAUCAGUUGCAGCUAUCGUUGCAAACGUUGACUUGCUUCCACAAUCGUAUGGUGCAAAUGUGAAGGUGCAGAAGAAAUGUCGUGAAUCGGUUGUCUACUUGCUGGAUGCAAUUCGUGAGAGAAUCAUUACUUUCUACAGACAUACCAAGCAAAAGCCAGCUCGUAUCAUUGUCUAUCGUGAUGGAGUGUCUGAAGGACAAUUCUCUGAAGUUCUCCGCGAAGAGAUUCAAUCAAUCCGUACGGCUUGCCUGGCAAUUGCUGAAGACUUCCGUCCACCAAUAACCUACAUCGUUGUUCAAAAAAGACAUCAUGCUCGCAUCUUCUGCAAGUUCCCGAACGACAUGGUUGGAAAGGCAAAGAAUGUUCCACCUGGUACCACUGUCGACACUGGAAUCGUCUCUCCCGAAGGAUUUGAUUUCUACCUAUGCUCUCACUAUGGAGUACAGGGAACUUCUCGCCCUGCGAGAUAUCACGUUCUUCUGGAUGAAUGCAAGUUCACUGCUGAUGAAAUUCAAAACAUCACUUAUGGAAUGUGCCAUACAUAUGGUCGUUGUACUCGUUCGGUCUCCAUCCCAACUCCAGUUUACUAUGCUGAUUUGGUUGCUACUCGUGCCCGCUGUCACAUCAAGAGAAAGCUCGGUCUUGCCGACAACAAUGACUGUGACACCAACUCGCUCUCUUCAUCACUUGCUUCUUUGCUCAACGUGAGAACUGGAAGUGGAAAAGGAAAGAAGUCACAUGCUCCAAGCGUCGAUGAUGAAUCGUAUUCUCUUCCUGACGCUGCAUCUGAUCAAAUCCUUCAGGACUGCGUCUCGGUUGCAGCUGACUUUAAGAGUCGUAUGUACUUCAUUUGAAGACUCUUCAUGCAGACGGAGCCAGAGAAAAUUGUUCAUUUCUUUAAACUUGAUGUCCUUUUUGUAUCGCCAAAAUAAAGUUUCGGACAU
Messenger RNA from Caenorhabditis elegans, 3268 nucleotides. RefSeq names its product Argonaute (plant)-Like Gene (gene alg-3). Bases 71 to 3178 code for a protein of 1035 amino acids. The record is from RefSeq and is marked reviewed. Gene Ontology annotation, molecular function: RNA binding; nucleic acid binding. The transcript has 12 exons. Gene Ontology annotation, cellular component: cytoplasm. NCBI's taxonomy places the organism in Eukaryota, Metazoa, Nematoda, Chromadorea, Rhabditida, Rhabditidae.